UGGCGCAAUGGUAGUCUUCAGUUCAAAAGGUUGCAGGUUCGAUUCACGUCGACUUCAUUAUUCUCGGUCCCUUUUUUCGAAUUCCUAACCGUUGAGAACCCUGAAAGUGGGCUCGGGUCGAAAUGACACCAUGUUACAAAGAAGAAGUUCCUUUUUUGUUUUUGUUUUUGUAAUUAUUCUUAAUUGAAUUUAUUCUUCAAAUACGAUAACUAAAUGAACAUCCCAGACCCAUUCUCUUUAUCAUAUCACAACGCUCGUCUCCUCCAAGAAAGCCUCAAAUCCAAUGACCUCUUAGCCGGGAAAUUGGUCCACGCCCGAAUUAUCAAAUCUGGGCUUCACUUUAGUGUCAUCUUACUCAACAAUCUCAUGAAUUUUUACUCCAGAACUGGGUGCUUUUCCGAUGCUCAGUUAUUGUUCGACGAAAUGCCUGUGAAAACUAUUUUCACGUGGAAUACCCUUUUAUCAGCUUAUUCCAGACAGGCUAAAAUGUCUGAAGCUACUGAAAUUUUUCGUAAGAUACCGAAUCGUGAUUCUGUUUCCUGGAGCACGAUUAUUAUGGGGUACAAUCAGUUGGGUCGUUUUGAAAGUGCCUUAAAAGUGUUUGAUAAAAUGAUUAAAGAACGAGUAAUACCAACGCAAUACACGAUUACUAGUGUUCUUGCAUCAUGCGCUGCUAUUAAAGCUUUAGAUAUUGGUCGAGAGGUACAUUCUUUCGUCGUCAAGUUUGGGCUUAGUGGUUAUGUUAGUGUAGUUAACUCUUUGUUAAAUAUGUAUGCUAAGUCUGGUGAUCCAAUGAUGACAAGAGUUAUUUUUGAUAGGAUGGAAUAUAGGAACACAUCGAGUUGGAAUGUUAUGAUUUCGUUGCAUAUGCAGCAUGGACGAGUUGAUCUUGCACGUGGACAAUUUGAAAGGAUGUGUGAAAGAGAUAUAGUGACAUGGAAUUCGAUGAUUGCAGGUUACAAUCAACAUGGGCAUGAUUUUGAUGCUUUAUGUACAUUUAGUAAUAUGCUGAGGGAUUCUUUGUUGCUUCCUGAUAAAUUCACGUUUAUUAAUGCGUUAUCAGCUUGUACCAACCUUGAGAUGUUGAAACUUGGGAAACAAAUCCAUGCUCGUAUUGCUAGCACCAACUUUGAUACGUAUGGGCCAGUAGGAAAUGCCUUGAUCUCAAUGUAUGCAAAGUCAGGUGGUGUUCAAAUUGCUCAAAAGAUUGUAGAGCAGAGUGGGAUUUCACACCUUGAUGUUAUUGCAUUUACAUCUUUGCUGGAUGGAUAUGUUAAGCUUGGAGAUUUAAAACCAGCUAGGCAGAUAUUUGACUCACUGAAAGACCGUGAUGUAGUUGCAUGGACUGCCAUGAUUGUUGGAUACUUGCAGAAUGGCUUGAAUACUGAUGCAGUGGAGCUUUUUAGGUUAAUGGUUAGAGAUGGUCCUAAACCAAAUAACUUCACUCUGGCAGCCAUGUUGAGUGUCAGUUCAAGCUUGACUUCGUUGAAUCAUGGCAAAGAAAUUCAUGCAAGUGCAAUAAGAACUGGUCAAGCAUCCUUGGUUUCUGUGAACAAUGCUCUAAUUACGAUGUAUGCUAGAGUUGGAAGCAUUAAUUGUGCAAGGAAAGUAUUCAAUCAGAUACAUUGGUUCAGAGAUGUUGUAUCUUGGACAUCUAUGAUAAUGGCUCUUGCUCAACACGGUCUUGGAGAAGAAGCCCUUGAGCAUUUUGAAAAGCUGGUGGCAGCAGGAAUUAAGCCUGACCAUAUAACAUAUGUAGGUGUACUCUCUGCUUGUACACAUGUGGGACUGGUUGAACAGGGUCGUAGGUAUUAUAAUAUGAUGAAAGAUUUUCACAAGAUUGAACCUACUCUAAGCCAUUAUGCACUGAUGGUUGACCUUCUUGGGCGAGCUGGAUUGACACAAGAGGCAUAUGAUUUUAUUGAAAAAAUGCCCAUUGAACCAGAUGCUGUAACUUGGGGUUCACUUUUAUCUUCUUGUAAGGUUUAUAAGAAUGUAGAACUUGGAAAGGUUGCAGCUAAAAGAUUGCUCCUUAUUGACCCUGACAAUAGUGGGGCCUACUCAGCCCUAGCUAAUUUGUAUUCAGUUUGUGGAAAGUGGGACGAUGCUGCAAAAAUUCGCAAGUUAAUGAAGGAUGGAGGGGUAAAGAAAGAACAGGGAAUAAGUUGGGUUCAGAUAAAGAACAAAUUCCAUGUCUUCGGAGCUGAGGAUGGGCUUCACCCCCAGAAAGAUGAAAUCUACAAGAUGAUGGCAAAGAUAUGGGAAGAUAUAAAAAAGAUAGGCUUUGUUCCAGACACUGAAUCAGUGUUACAUGACCUUGAGGAGGAAGUAAAGGAGCAGAUGCUUAGACAUCAUAGUGAGAAAUUGGCCAUUGCUUUUGCACUAAUAAGCACCCCAGAGAACACCACUUUGAGGAUCAUGAAAAACCUCAGAGUCUGUAAUGAUUGCCACUCUGCCAUUAAAUUUAUAUCCAAACUCUCUGGAAGAGAAAUUAUUGUAAGAGAUGCUACCCGUUUUCACCAUUUCAAGGAUGGUUUCUGUUCUUGCCGUGACUAUUGGUAGGUGACGGGUACAGCUGGAAACAACUGACUUAUCACAAGGUACAUUGUCAAAGAGAUUGAUCCUUGCAUUAAAAAUUAGCAACUCUCUCACUAGUGAGUUUCAACCUGAUAGACUUGGCUCCAGAGUUGUGCUUUUUGGCAUCAAGGCAUGAUUGCAUAGUUGACUAGGUUGGAUUCUUGAAGCCUCUAGCAUGUAAAACGCUGGGUGGCACUUGCCUUCUCCAUUUUAAUGAAGGCUGAAUAAUCUAUUCCUUUUGUAUUAUUUUGUGGUCUGGCACAGUCUGGAUUUAGAAAGAAAUUUCAAAUUUGUAUAUUAUUUAAAAACUAAAAGAAAUAAUCAUCAUCAAUGAUAUGUAACAAUAAUUAAAAUAAA
Messenger RNA from Gossypium raimondii (Peruvian cotton), 2934 nucleotides. RefSeq names its product pentatricopeptide repeat-containing protein At2g22070. The transcript has a single exon. Gene Ontology annotation, molecular function: zinc ion binding; protein binding; RNA binding. Gene Ontology annotation, biological process: RNA modification. The record is from RefSeq and is a predicted model, not a curated record. The coding region runs from base 214 to 2562 and encodes 782 amino acids. Lineage: Eukaryota; Viridiplantae; Streptophyta; Magnoliopsida; Malvales; Malvaceae.